Molecule: messenger RNA, 2251 nt
Organism: Calidris pugnax (ruff)
Lineage: Eukaryota; Metazoa; Chordata; Aves; Charadriiformes; Scolopacidae
Product: radial spoke head protein 4 homolog A-like
Exons: 6
Coding region: 405-2165 (586 amino acids)
Biological process (GO): cilium assembly; axoneme assembly; cilium movement involved in cell motility
Cellular component (GO): axoneme; radial spoke
Source: RefSeq, a predicted model, not a curated record
GACGAGCGGAGCCGGCGGCGGCUAAAGGGCAGGUUGGUGCCCCCUUCUCGGCCCGCACCCCCCCCGGCCAGGCAGUAUCCGGGCCUGAACGAGACCCUUACCCGCCUCAGCAGCCUCCGAUGAACGCCAAGGGGUAAGGCAAGGGAGCUGAUCAGCCACCAGGACUGAGAAAGAACUUCUGUGAGCCCCAAGCACCCCGCCAAGACCCCCCACCGAUCACAAGACUAAAGAGGAGGUGUAGGCCAGACCUGCGCACCGGGACAAGCCCCACACAGAUCACAGGCCCGAAUUCAACAUCUCUGUCAUCCACGGAGAGGAGAAGAUGACUCUUACAAGCUACAGGUGCCAGAAAUAAACAUCAGCCGGAGAUAGGCACUGAGACAAGACUCUCACCAGGCACAGCAAUGUAUCAGCCACAUACGCUAGGACUGGAGCCUUACCAAUCACUGGAACCAAAAAGUGCCUAUCCGAGAUACGUAGAAGAACAAGAUCCCUACGAACGUGGCCAUGGCCCCUAUCAGCCCCAUGAACCAGGUUACGGUCUUUAUCAGCCAGGAUACGGUCCAUAUGAUGAUCAGAUACCCGAUCCCACAUCCCAAACGCUGGCAAUUGAGAAUGCAAAAGCCUAUUUACUGAAGAGCAGCACAACAUCUGGCCUGAACUUAUAUGAUCAUCUUGCCAAUAUGCUAACAAAGAUCCUGGAUGAACAGCCCACAAAUGCAGUAGACAUCAUUGAGAAUAUCAGCAAGGAUGUGAAAUGGGCUCAGUUUCGGAAAAAAAUGGACACCCUUCGAGAUGAACAUGAGAUUCUUCCAACAUUUGAAGCUGCAGAAAAGCGUAAAGCUUUGUUCCUCAAGCCAAAUGGAGAAGGAGAUGAAGAAUUAGACGAAGAGAUAGGAGAGAGCCCUCUACCUAAUGUGAUGGAAACAGCCUUUUAUUUUGAACAAGCUGGAAUAGGCUUGAGCAAAGAUGAAUCUUACCAUAUAUUCCUUGCCCUUAAAAAAUUAAUUAGUGUUCAGCCAGUCCAGACCUGUCGCUUCUGGGGCAAAAUUCUGGGCCUAGAGAUGAACUAUAUUAUAGCUGAAGUACAGUACCUUGAGGGGGAAGAGGAGGAGGAAACAGAAGAGGAAGAAGUUCCUGAGGAAAGAGGGAAAGAGGUGGAUGAGGAUGAAGAUGAAGAGGAGAAAGAAAAAGAAUAUGAACCACCAGUGUCCACCUAUAAGCCCCCACCUGUCAUCCCAAAAGAAGAAAAUGGGACUGGGGCUAAUAAAUACGUCUACUUUGUCUGUAAUGAGCCAGGCAAACCCUGGGUGAAGUUGCCUCCAGUGACACCAGCCCAGAUUGUCUGUGCCAGGAAAAUCAAGAAGUUCUUCACUGGUAGGCUGGACGCUCCUGUUGUGAGCUUUCCUCCUUUCCCUGGAAACGAGGCCAAUUACCUGCGUGCACAGAUAGCUCGGAUCUCAGCAGGAACCCAGAUCUCUCCCAUUGGAUUUUACCAGUUUUCAGAGGAAGAAGGAGAUGAAGAGGAGGAGAUGGAAGGAGGAAGAAAUAUAUACGAAGAAAACCCCGACUUUCAGCCUCUUUCUGUGGCUGAAAUGGUGGAUUCUCUCUCCGCGUGGGUACACAAUGUACAGAGUAUUCUAAAGCAGGGUCGCUGUGUUUGGCUUAAUCCUCUUCAAAAAUCAGAGGAAGAAGAAGAAAACGAAGAGGAGGAGAAAGAAGAGGAGCCAGAGGAAUUACCGCAAGAACUACAGCAAGAAAUAGGACCUCCUCUUCUCACUCCACUCUCUGAAGAUGAAGGAAUUCAAAACAUCCCUGCUUGGACAGCUCAGCCUUCUACAAACCUGAUCCCGCAACACGCUGUGGCAGUUCUCCAGUCCAACCGAUGGCCCGGAGCGUAUGCCUUUGCAUCUGGCAAGAGAUUUGAUAACAUCUACUUUGGCUGGGGUCACAAAUACAGCCCAGAGAACCACAUUCCCAUACUGCCUCCACCAGCACAAGCAGAGUACCCCAGCGGGCCAGAAAUCACCGAGAUGAGGGACCCCACCGUGCAGGAGGAACUGGCUUUCAAGGCUGCCAAGGAAGAGGCCUUAGCUGCAGCUGAGGAAGAGGAAGAGGAAGAAGAAGAGGAGGAAGCUGCUGAGGACGAAGAGGACGAUGAUUAAAACACAGAAAUACAAGGGGGGAAGAAAUGUAUUUUAAACGUUUGAACACUAAUAGUCUUUUCAUAAAUAAAUCAUUAAUUAGUUGA